This is a messenger RNA of Doryrhamphus excisus (bluestripe pipefish), 1329 nucleotides long. The record is from RefSeq and is a predicted model, not a curated record. Lineage: Eukaryota; Metazoa; Chordata; Actinopteri; Syngnathiformes; Syngnathidae.
UCACCUGAAUCAUGGCCUGCCUCAAACUCAGCUUAACAAUGUUGCUGAUAGCGACAUGUUUCCAUUUCAAAGCAGUUUCUGCUGAGCGUGCAACCACCUGUGAUGACAGAGAAAACGUUCAUCUCCUAACCUGUGCAACUGGAGUGAUCAGCAUCCAGGAUGGUUUGUACGGCCGUACAAACUCAGAAACCUGCAAAGAGGGUCGACCUCCACAGCAGCUUGCUAACACAGCAUGCUCUCAGGCGGGCGCUGUGGACGUCCUCAAGACAAGAUGUAAUGGCAAGAAAAGCUGUGAACUGAACAUGGCUGUUUUCCGUACUUCUGAUCCCUGCAAUGGCAUCUACAAAUAUUUGGACACCAACUUCACUUGUGAACCAGAGAACAUCGUCAUGGCAUGUGAGGACUCUUUGGCACAUUUGUCUUGUGAUGUAGGAAAAGUUAUUUUGGUCCACGAGUCCAACUUUGGACGCCGUGACAAGACCACAUGCUCCUACAAAAGACCUGCAUCUCAGGUCCAAAACGACAAAUGCUUGAGCUCUUCGACAGCCGUUGAAAACAGUUGCAAUGGGAAAAACAGCUGCAUGAUCAGAGCGAGCAACGCGGUAUUUGGAGGCACCUGUGGGGGUACCUAUAAGUACCUGGAGGUUAAUUACACAUGUGAAGCAUCUGGAGUGAUCAGUAUCAAGGGGGGUUUGUACGGCCGCGCAGACCCAGAAAUGUGCAAAGAGGGUCGACCUCCACAGCAGCUUGCUAACACAGCAUGCUCUCAGGCGGGCGCUGUGGACGUCCUCAAGUCAAGAUGUAAUGGCAAGAAAAGCUGUGAAAUGAACAUCAAUGAUUUCAAAACUUCUGACCCCUGCCCGGGCAUCUAUAAAUACUUGGAGACCAACUUUACCUGCUUGCCAACACCUCGUGUCGUGGCAUGUCAGAACUCUUUGGCAUAUUUGUCUUGUGAUGCAGGAAAAGUUAUAGCUGUCCAGGAGUCGAACUUUGGACGCCGUGACCAGACCACGUGCAUAUACAAUAGACCUUCAUCUCAGGUCCAAAAUGACCAAUGCACGAGCUCUUCGUCAGACGUGAAAAACAGUUGCAAUGGGAAAAACAGCUGCACCAUCAGUGCAAGCGGAAGUGUCUUCGGAGACCCCUGUGGGGGCGUCUACAAGUACCUGGAGGUGGUUUACGUGUGUGAAAAUCGUCAGAGCUUCAGUGAUGCCCGGUGCCACGUAAUGAAGCCUAAAUGUGCAAAGGCUCCUGGCCUGUAGGAUUGAGGGGGCCCUCCCCUACAUUUUUACGUAAUGUCACGCUGCCUUCAGCAUGUCAAACCUCGAU